Molecule: messenger RNA, 1353 nt
Organism: Aspergillus affinis
Lineage: Eukaryota; Fungi; Ascomycota; Eurotiomycetes; Eurotiales; Aspergillaceae
Product: integrase
Exons: 2
Coding region: 1-1353 (450 amino acids)
Biological process (GO): DNA integration
Molecular function (GO): nucleic acid binding
Source: RefSeq, a predicted model, not a curated record
AUGAUCAAGUUCAGACCUGGGUUAAAAAAUGCAGCUGCUGACGCCUUAUCGAGACCUGAAGAGAGUCCUCUGGACCUAGACACAAAGAACCAGGCUCUGUUGAGGCCAGAGUGGUUGGAAAAGGGUGUUCUGCCUCCGCAGGCCAUUGAACAGAAGCUAUCUGCUAUAUCAGCACUUCUUGCUCCUAUAGAGCUGGAUGACAUCCAGUUAAUGGACCGUCUACUGCAGGCUAAUCGCAUUGCGACUGACCUUGACGAAGAAAAGGCUGCUGCUCCUGAAGAAGGCUCUGAAUGGUCUCUACAGGAUGGGCUCCUGCUGUUCCAGAAUAAGCUUGUGGUUCCUGAAGAGGGCGACCUUCGCACCCGAUUGCUUGACAUGGUUUACCGACAGCCCUCUACUGCGCACCUAGGACGAACCAAGACAGAAACUCUGGUUAAGAACCGAUACUGGUGGCCAGGCUGGCGCCACGAUGUUAAACGAUACGUGGCCAAUUGCUUGAUAUGUAAUCGAACUACUACUAGAAGGGAUCUGCCCCCAGGGUUGCUUCAACCCCUCGAUAUCCCGAAUCGCCCUUGGGAGCAUAUCUCUAUGGACUUUCGCUCCUGCCCGAAGGACAAGCACGGCUUUGAUAAAGCCUGUGUAAUCGUAGAUCGCCUAACGAAACGGGUGAUCUCAAUCCCCUGUCAUAAAAAUGUGUCGGUAAUGGAUAUGACCCAGCUCUUCCUCAAACAUAUAUAUCGAUGGGUAGGACUGCCUGAGUCAAUCCUUUCAGACCGUGGAGGCCAGUUCAUCUCUGCUUUCUGGGAGGAACUCUGCCUGCGGCUGAGGAUCAAGCGCAAACUAACCUCAGGGCAGAAGCCCUCCACGAAUGGCCAUACGGAGAUCGUUAAUCAAUAUCUCGCCCAGAAGCUCCGUCCUUUUACUGCUCGCAAUUUAGAACAGAUCUGGGAUUACGCUAAAGGUCAAAUUGAACUAGCUCAGGUAAAGAUGAAACGGCAAGCCGAUAAGCAUCGCAGACCCGUGGACUUUAAGGCCGAGAACUUGGUCUACGUAACUAUUAAAGACUGGGAAUUAGGCCGUCCGAGCCGCAAGUUCGGCGACCAAUGGGCUGGCCCGUACGAGAUUAUUGAACAGAUUGGAUAUGCCUUUAAGCUUCGCCUGCCUCCUACACUCCAAGUCUACCCCGUUUUCGUACCAGAGAAGCUCCGAAAAGUGACCGAUUUGGCACCUAUGCCGGGUCAAAUUCGCGAUCCAGAGCCCCCGAUUGAGAUACAAGGCGAGUCGGAAUGGCUUGUAGACAAAAUUCUUGCUUCUCGCAUGUAUAAUAAAGAGCUGCGUUACCGUGUGCAGUAG